This is a messenger RNA of Paraglomus occultum, 2430 nucleotides long. The record is from the annotation of a GenBank genome assembly. Lineage: Eukaryota; Fungi; Glomeromycota; Glomeromycetes; Paraglomerales; Paraglomeraceae.
AUGGAAGAUGAAGUUCAACGACUUGUUAGACUCGUCAACGAAGCACAUAAUGUGGACGAUCCAACUAGUCUCAGACUAGUUGCGAAGCGAAUUAGUCAGAUGCCGGAUGAGGUUAUAGAAUUAAUAGAAAAGCUACGCACCGAGAAGCUAGGAUUGGAACAAAAUCAAUUGGCCGAACUACCUCUAGGAAUAACUGCUUGGACACAGUUGAGAUAUCUGAACAUCUCGAACAACCAAUUUAAAGUAUUUCCUGCUGUAUUAUGUGAUAUGCCAAACCUCGAGAUUUUAGACAUCAGCAAGAACAGAAUAAAAAGCAUGCCAAGGAAUUUCAAUAAAUUAAUAUCAUUGAGGGCGUUAAAAAUAUCAAACAAUCAACUGAGAAGGUUACCAAUAUACAUAGCAAAUAUGACAGAUUUGGAAUAUUUGAAAAUAGACAACAAUCCACUAGUAUUUCCACCAAAAACUGUCAGUGUUAUGCCAAAAGACGAGAAGGAUGCCAUGUCUCGAUGGUUAACUCAAUUGAAACUUUAUCUGAGACAGCAUGAACAAGGCAGGUUAUACAAUACAUUUAAUAUUACUCUUGAGUGCUCAUCAACGGAGCGAUUAGCACAAGAAGCAGCGGAAAGUGAAGAGACCAGUGAUGAUGAAGUGCUCGAUAUCGAAUACAUGUCCAAACAACUUAAGAAGAAUAUGUCAACUGAAUCCCUGUCUCAUUUGGUCACAUCACGCAUUCCUGCCGAACCAUCAAAUUCUCUUAAGCCAAUAGCUGAAACUAACGAAGUAAUCUCCAAACAAGAACGCAAACGUGUUUUACCACCAAAGUUAUCUAUCGAGUCCACUCGUCGCGAUCGCAGCUACAGCAACGACAGUUACGAAUUUCGACAGCCACUACAGCCGCUGCAGCCACUACAGUCAGUACAACAAACACACCAUGCAAAAAGCUACUCUACAGAUUCUAUUAGCUCAUACAACGCUUCGAACGGACAGAAUGAAAUCGACAGGGGCGGUGAUGGAUAUUUCUUAAAAUUGAAAAGUCUUCCACUAACAGAACACUUGCACACAAGUGAUAUAGCUCUAAGAGAAGCUGGUAGGAACAUUUUAUACGCACUUUCACAAGUAUACAAAGCUCUUCAACAAUUUGUCGCAUUUACUGGAUACGAGAAAUUGUUUACGAAUAACCUAUUCGAUACUAAAAAGCGCAUGGAACAGCUAAUUAUUGCUCUAGAACGAUUUGACGAUUGUGCGAUGCAUCAACGUCCUGAUUCAGAGACCUCUGCCAUACUGCUUGAAGCAUGUAGCCAUAACGUAAACUCAUUUAGACUACUGAUUAAUUGUUUUCAGAAAGAACUGAAAACAGUCACCCAAUCUUUGGAACAUUUACGUUAUUCUCGAACUUUAUUAUUGAUGCUUCACGGAUCAAUUGCAGAAGUAAAAUUUGCCUGGGAGAUGAUAUCACCUCUCCUUACCGAUUAUACUCCAUACACAGGAACAGCACAAUUUCGGGCUAGAUCAAUGUCGCGUUCAAACAGCAGUAGUGGAGGAUCAUCAUACGCGUAUCCAUACUCUGCGGCGCCGUAUUCAGCAGCACCCUACUCGGCAGCGCCAUAUUCAGCAGCACCCUAUUCGGCGGCACCAUAUUCGGCAGCACCAUAUUCGGCGGCACCAUAUUCGGCAACGCCAUAUUCUGCUGGAUUGACACCAGUAGGAAUUGGAGCGCACGCGUCGUUCGUUCCUAUCACAGAUAUAUUGUUGUCUAAAAUCGAAGUGUCAAUAUCAGCGGUAGAGAAAGUAUGGCAGCCAUUAAGUGAUAUAGUUCGAGCAGCAAGAUUUGAUGAUCCAUUACCACAACCGUCAGACGUGAAGCCCGCUGUGAAGGAGUUAAAUGCACAUAUUGAGCAUAGUAAAGAUGUCGCUAGGAAGUUGAAGAAGUUGCAGAUUGCAGCAAGGAAUGGUAAAGAGGAGCUUGCUACUAUACAUGAAGAUAUUGUGGCUUUUCUCCAAGUAAGUAUUUUAGUGUAUAAACAAGAACUUUAUUAUGAAUCUCAAUAUGAGCUAGUAGUGAAGCUACGGUUAUUUCGAAUCACUAACCCGCUUACUUCGAAAUUUCUCGUUCUCAAGACAACAAUAAAACUGGUUCGCUUGGCCCAAGCAAUUUCUCACUCUUGUCCAUUUGGUCCUGAACUCCGUGCUUCACUCGCUCAAGUCACUCAAUCGAACAUUGAUCUAUCGAUCUUUAUGCGGACGGUAAAUCCAUUCAACUCAGCUCAGGAAGCCAUUUUGCCUUCUGCAAAUGGAGAAGGAGGUCAGAAUUACAUUGUCAAUAUGGCCGUAGACGAGAUUAAUGGUCUGGCCGGGAAAGAUGAUGCAGCAAACAAGGGAAAUGAGGAGACGGAGAGUGAGGAAAACGUUGAAUAUGCUAUCGCAAUGUAG